Messenger RNA from Anisakis simplex (herring worm), 1338 nucleotides. Lineage: Eukaryota; Metazoa; Nematoda; Chromadorea; Rhabditida; Anisakidae. The record is from the annotation of a GenBank genome assembly.
AUGCUUGUUAUGAGCUCAUCGAACUGUUUCAACGCCGGCAGUGAUGAGGAUCUGUUCAGUGAUGAGAGUAUUCCGUUGCGGAACGCACCAAUUACGGAUUUUUCCGAUGAGAAUUACGCGUUCAACUCAUUCAAUCCCGACUCGCCUCAACUGCACACAAAAGCCACCAACUCCGUGAAGGCGUCUGUGCCUGAAAGCAGCAGCAGCAGCACUGACCUGUUGAAUUCGACACAGGUAAACGAAGAUGAUCACGACUUCAAGAAUGGAUCGUCGUCUGAACGCGGCGGCGAUAACUCUGAAACCGCAGAAGUGGUGGUGGACACUGCCCAGAAUCAGCCUCAGAAGCCGAUUUCAACGAAUCACGAUAGCAACGCUACGGUGGCCACGAAAGUUUUACCAUCGAAGCCUAUUCGACCGAUUUUAAGGACUNGAGGCUUAAGUCAACCGAUUUUGCAGCUCUCAAGUGGCAGCACUACGAUAGAUGAUUCAUUUCCAUUCCUGGGAUCUGUACGAAAGAGUAUACCAUCACCGAGGGACAAUUACGUACAAAAACACAAUCGUCAUGCUCAGAAUAAUCAAGAUCAUGAACAUGAUCAUGGAUUUGAGAGAUGCAAGCAUGGACAAGCAGCUGCAUUGAACGAUGACUUGAAUGGAACCAAUGUGAAGUUCUCAAGUGAUCGUUCGUUGUCAACAAUUGAGUCGGGUCAUGCCUACAAUCCAUACGAACAACAACAACGCCAACACCCGCUUCAUACGGCAUCGUUUCGCAUUUCGCCGUCCUCUAGUGGAAAGUUAUCAAGACGGCAUUCGUAUCUAGCGAAUCGUUCCAGUCAUCCCGCAUUACCCACGUCCAUCUCGAAUCCUACGUGUUCCGAUUAUCCAUUGCAAGCAUCCAGCGGAUUCUAUCGUGAAUCGAGUAUGCCUCCGCUCACCACCAUAUCCACGUCUAAUCAUCACACUUACAAUGUGCCGACCGCAGCAGCCGUCGGUUCCGGUGUGCUUCAGUCGAUGAAUCGCCCUUUGAAUGCUGCAGAUUUACGCUCGAUGCCUAGUGCGUGUUUCACUGCUGAACAAAUGCCACCACCACCACCAUCGUCACACUACUCACCGAUGACUGCAGAGGGUGACAUCGGCUUUGGUGCCGCCAAUAUGGCUAGUGGCGAUAAUCGUAUCAUCCAUCCAACUGCAUUUCCAUGUUCAACGUCGCAACAACCGGCUCGAUUACCUCGUAUCAAAUCGUUGAUCGACCGUCAGCUACGGAAAUUCUCCAGUGAAACAAGUUUCGCGACAACACCCGACACGGGCAGCGAUUCAUCGGAGCAUGAGCUGACUGGUGGA